GGCUUUUUGUGGAGGGGAUGUGGCACUGCAAUUGUCCUGAUCGAAAGCCUGCGAACAAGUUCCAAUGUAAGAAUCACGGAACAAACCAUGGUCGAUACUUUUACACAUGCGAAAACAAGAAAUGCGACUUCUUCCUCUGGGCCAGCGACGCCGAGCUGCGCGAGAAAGCCACCGUCCUCUCCAAUUCUCGAUCGGAAUCAGAUCCUGCAACGACCCAGACUCCCACCAAGAGACCUCGAGUAUUCAACGGUCUCCUCACCCCACAGACAGAGCCGCGCUUCCAUCGCCGCAGCCCCGCAACGGGCGGCGGGCAGCAGAAGCAACAGCAGCAGCAGCAGCUCAGCCACAUGUUCCCCAGAAGCGCCAAGGCGCGCAUGAUGUCAGAAGACAUCGAUGAAUUCGAGUGGGACGACGACGUCGGGGCCGAAGUAGGCAAACUGUUGGACGCGAAGCCAAUCCGCCAGCCCAACUUCGGACCUCCCAAGGCCCACCAGGGUCCAGCUCCUCGCGCGCACCAGCCGCCGCUGUCCUUGACAUCCCCGAUGAAGAGAAAGUGGUCGGACACGGAAGAUGAUCACGAGUCCAAACUCGGCCGUCAUACCUCGACCGCCUCAUUCGCGCAAGUCACAUCCCGCUCGUAUACCGAUCGCGUCCCAUCCUUCUCGUCGGCGACCGCGGCGCCGCCCUCGUCUAUGGAGAUAUCAAUGUCGCCGACCCCGACUCGGUUUCGGGAUGCUAUGGCUGGGGGAGAUGAGACGCCGCUGGACGCAUCGCAGCUGGCUUCGCAGGCCGUCCGGAUCUUGGAGAGUCAUGGAGUAGCUCUUCCCAAGCAGGCACAAGAUGAGCUUAUGUCCCUGCUUGAUAAAUAUGAUCUGAAGAUGAUGGGGAUUAUCCGGGGACGAGACAUCUCGCGCGUGGCGUUGAAGAAGAAAGAUGAGCAGAUUGAGCAGUUGAACGCGCGACUUGCGAAGCUGGAGGGACGGAGUUAGGGCAAUGCUUUGCCUUUGCAGGGAUAUAUGAUACCAUGUUUCGAUGUAUUUUCUUUGACUUUUUUUUACCUAUUCGUCCGUGCUCGUUCUUGCUCGGUGCUACGCUAUAGCUCUGCGCGGACCAUAAUGUUUCCUAGUCUGCUGUGCGGACGUUGACUUGACUACUGUAUUUAUGAAUGGCUUGACAAGCGAAUGUUUCUAACUGUAUUCUAUUGAG
Molecule: messenger RNA, 1206 nt
Organism: Aspergillus fijiensis CBS 313.89
Lineage: Eukaryota; Fungi; Ascomycota; Eurotiomycetes; Eurotiales; Aspergillaceae
Exons: 2
Coding region: 18-989 (323 amino acids)
Molecular function (GO): zinc ion binding
Source: RefSeq, a predicted model, not a curated record